AUGUUUGUUCAAACUAAACUAAAACUAAACUGUGAUACUUUAUUCCAUUUUUCACAAGUUGAGCUUCGUUUUUCUACUGUGCAAGAUGAAAAUGUACGUCUCAUUCAUAGUCUAAUGGCUCACCAGCGCUGUGGUGCAGUGAAAGAAGCAGCAGAACUACAACAAGCACUGCAUCGAAAUCUGGUUUAUUUAGCCACGAUCGCAGAUCGGACGACUGCGCAUGCUAAUGCACCCACACCAACGCCAGGUCAACCGGGUGUUACCGGUGUGUCCACAGCACAAACGGGAACGCCUGGACAGAGUACACAACCCCAUUUUGCCCCACCUGGAAACGUGGUAGCACCUCAGUCCAUUUCUGGUCCUCCAAUGAACCCUAACGCACCACUGGAUCGAAACCCAUCCAUGGGAAUGCCGCCUACUCACCCCGGCCCACCAACCACUGUUCCUAUGGAGCAUGUGACCAAUCCAUCAGCGCCGGUUGCAUCUGCACCAUCCGGUUUGAUGUCAGUGUCCCAACCGUCCGGUCCGAUCCAUACUCCGGUUUAUCCGGCAAACCAAAUGCCACAAACAGCAAACGGUCAUGAGAUUCCACCGCAAGAUGUAUCAGGUAGAUCAGGUAGAUGUUUAUAG
Echinostoma caproni is the source of this 630-nucleotide messenger RNA. The record is from the annotation of a GenBank genome assembly. NCBI's taxonomy places the organism in Eukaryota, Metazoa, Platyhelminthes, Trematoda, Plagiorchiida, Echinostomatidae.